Dermacentor andersoni is the source of this 14669-nucleotide messenger RNA. Its product is annotated as dystrophin-like. Lineage: Eukaryota; Metazoa; Arthropoda; Arachnida; Ixodida; Ixodidae. Gene Ontology annotation, cellular component: plasma membrane. Gene Ontology annotation, biological process: synaptic signaling. The record is from RefSeq and is a predicted model, not a curated record. Gene Ontology annotation, molecular function: zinc ion binding; protein binding.
GAAUGAAGUGACAACGUGACCGGAGUCCGCAAGGGCGGUUUGUUUUUCUUGCCAGCGCGUGCCUGUCGCCCGCGCCCUCCCGUCCCACUUUUAGUAGCUCGCUCUCGCCAGCGAACCGCCCGGAACGAGUUGUUGGGCUUGCGGGGUCGUACGCAUACCGUACGCACUACGAAGUGCGAACGUACGAACCCCUCGCCCGUUUGAACGAAACUGGAAGAUGGGGGCGCGCGCGCGCGCGCGUUGUCACAGAGAUUAGAAAGAGUUGAAAGUUGUGUCGGCGUUCGCUUUUGACCUCAGCGGUCCUCCUCUUUUCUUUUUGUGAUUGUCGCGUUUUUUCAAGCCCCCCAUUCGGCGGUCAGCGAUCGCUGCGUGGUUCUCAUUUCGCGCUGCCGUAUGUUCGCCGUCGGCCGAUCGGCUUGGAGGACAACGUGUAGGCGUCUCCCGCCCGUGCAAACAAGAGCGCGCCAGCAAAAAAGAAACGUUGAGUUCGCGGAAGCGAGCGCCUUGAGCGGGCCGCGCGCAGCGGCAACUGCGCGCUUUGGGUGUCGCGCUGGCUGCGAGUAUCGUGUUCGGGCGCCCCGUCGCUCUAGCGUGCUCUUGAUGUCACCUUCGUCUGGGCGCUGCUGCGGUUUGCGGACGUGCGAGUGCGUCGUUGCCUUUGCAUGUCGCGCGUGGACCGGGAACACGAGAACGAGAUGGACGAGUGGGAAAGACAGGAGACGGGAACCGGAAUCCCGUAUUACGUGAACCAUCGAAAGGAGAAGACGCAGUGGGAUCAUCCUGAAAUGGUCCUCAUCAUUGAGAAGCUAACGUCGUUCAACGACAUAAAGUAUGCUGCAUACAGAACUGGAGCGAAGCUAAUCUACCUUCAAAAAGAACUUCUAUUCAGCAACGUGCACGUGUCCAUGCUGGGCAGCGUGUUUGGGGCGCAUGGCCUAGAAGGCGCGUCCCAGCACGAGCUGCUGCUGGGCUGCGCGCAGGUGGAGGCCAUCUUGGAAGACCUUUACAAGCGCGCUCCCGGGGUCCAUCAGCAGAAAGUUCCUCUUCUUGCUUCGCUCGCCCUCAAUCUGCUCCAGAACCUUUUUGACGCCAAGCGUAAAGGGACAAUACAAGUUUUGCAGAUGAAGAUAGCAUUGUUUGUUUUCUGUGCUGGGCGACUGCUGGACAAGCUCAAGUACAUUUGCAAUGAGCUACAAGACGGCACUCAUCGCAUUUCCUAUGAAGAGCUUGAAAGCUUCCUACACAAUAUCUCAAAGAUUCCGGAGUUCCUUGGUGAAAAGCUUUCGUUUGGUGCGCAUUUUGUUCCUGCUGCUGUGGAGAGCUGCCGAAAGCUCGCGCCAGCAUUGCCCGCCAUUCCUGAUGACAUGUUCCUCAACUGGCUGCUCCGGGAACCACAAAACCUCGUUUGGAUCUCAACCUUCUACAGGAUGAGGUCCACUGAAAAUGUUGCACACCCAAUGAAAUGUGGAGCAUGCAAGACGUACCCCAUCGUUGGUCUAAGGUACCAGUGCCUUCAGUGCCUCAACUACGACUUGUGCCAAAGCUGCUUUUUGCACGGCAAUGUCAGCAAGAACCAUUCCAUCAAGCACCGAAUGCAAGAGCACUGCCAACAGACUUCUUCCUGGGAAAAAGUCAAAGGCGUCCUGAAGACUAUCAGCCUGAAGAUCCAGCGCUGGAAGCGUGAACCCAGGCCCAGCUACCUUCCCCUGCAAGCCAACCCUGAACCCAAGCCUCCAGCACAAAGCCCGAAAGCGUAUCGAGUGCCGCCGUCGGAUGAAGUGGACUGUGUGAAGUCAGCAGCUCACAAUAAUGCGCUCAUGGCACCAUGCUUGGACACCCUCCACCAGCAGGAGCUGGAGAGCAUCAUCGAGCGGCUCGAACGAGAGAACAGGAACCUUGCCCGUGAGGUAGCGGCCAAAGAACUCGGCACGGGUAGCCCAACAUCGGUGCCUUCGUCACCUCUCCGGCAGCGCUACCUCCACCAGCACCUGGCGCAGGUGGAGGUGCAGCUGAAACGCAUGCGCAGUCUUCUUCAGGUGCUAUCGAGAGAGGAGACGAGUGGCGUGGAUCCCGUGAUGUGCGUCCCCAAUGGGGUGCCUGGUGGCGGUGGUCAUCCGUGCUUGGCUCCAGCGGGGAACAACCUUGCCUGGCUCCAGAGCACGCCGGCCAAUGGUGGGCGGAUGCCAUGCAAAAGCAUGGAUCGGUUCAUGGAGAUUCACAAUGGUCUCAAAGCCAUGGAGGCCCCCCUGAAUGCACCCACCCCUCCACCCCCACCACCAACGCCGAGUGUCGUCUGGGAGCUGCGCCGGGACGUGGCUGCAAGUUCAUCCACGCUUCCAGAACCGCCAUCGCCAAUUGCCUGCGCCCCUCCUUCAGAGAUUGUCAGCGCCUGCGCUAACAAGGGUACACUGGACUCUGCAAAGGAGUGCACCUUUGGCGACCUGACGUCACCGGUGCAGUCGACCUUCAUGGUGGACCCUGCCAGCACCACAGGGUUGGGCAAUGGCUGUCCUGCAGCACUACCCGGGCUGCCCCUCGACGGAGAGCUGGAGAGCAUUCUGCGGCAACUGGAUGACCUGCUGUCCGAACCCAAACAAGGUUACAACUCAGUGGUGGUGAAGAACCACGUCAUGGAGACUGUCAAUCAGGUUCAGCAAGUCAUGGACAGGAUGAAACAGACCUGCUAAAAAAGGAAUUUGCACCACUGCAUCUUGAGGACCACAGUGUUUUUUGUAGAUCCCCGUUUUAAGUUUGAAAUGCCUUAUUUCUUUCUUUUCUGUACAGUUGUAAGAUUUUUAAACAAUUAUGACAAAACUGCGUAUUGUUCGUAUUUCACGCUCCUUUAGCAUGUAGAGAAAGUUGUGCGCAGUCAAACCUUGUUAUUAUAAAACCUGUAUGCAUUGCAGUUUUCAUAUAAUGAUGCCACUUGUAAUGAGUACAGUUACCAUGGUAGACUUUCGUUUACUGUAUCAUGUAUAGGAUGUUUCUGAAACAAGUCCCACAGCGGUGCAGUUCACUGUUACAAUCAACAGUUUCUUUUUCUUAGUUAUUUUAUAACUGGACUGCAUUUUAAUGGAUUAUUGGGUACAGUUGUCUGAAUAUAAAGUGCUUCUAUGGUUAUACUUUAAUGAAGUCUCUGUUCCCUGACGCAACGAAAAACACAAGAUCUAGCGUGGAACUUAUAACAAUGUCAACUGUUCAUUUUGGCAGGGGUCAAAAGUGUGCUAUUUGCGAAAGCACCAUGCUGAGUUGCUGUACUGCGUGUGGGAUGAAGCAAGCAUAGGGAUUUUAAUUCCACGCAGUCACAUUCAACAUUACUGUCGCAUUGUAAGCGUUGACCUUACCAUAUUCCGUUGUGUAUCAUUACUGCAGAUCGGAUUGAAAAGCAUGGAAUACAGUAGAACUUUGUUGAUAUUGUUACGCGAAAAAGGACUAAGAACUGGAGGCUAUUUACAUAGUCUAUUUACAAAGAAUAACUACAGCGCUGGCCAGUUCAACCGACAGCUCUUCAGCCAGAGAGCGUUCGUUCUCUUCGUCGGGACGCCCGCGUGCAUCGUCCACGAGAAACACACAAUAUGCAUGUAUCAUUAUCCCCGGUGGCAGAAGCACCGUCUCAGUGCGUCUAAAUAUCGGGAGAGUAGUAUUGCUUGAGGCAUGCGACAUGCACAACGUCAGUGGAAUUCGGGGCAGAUGAGGCACUGGUACUGACUGGGGUGAUUUCGUAAGUAACUGGAGUCGCAGCCUGCAGCACUCGAUAUGGGCCUGUGUACCAAGAUGGGAGUUUUUCUGACAGGCCAACAUGACUAGUCGGCACUACACGAGUACCAGAGAUCCAGGCGAAAAAUGGACGUAUCUGUGUUGGCAAUCUUACAAACGCCGUUGCUUCUCUUGGGAGGUCAGGAGGCGAGUGCGGGCAAUUUCGCGUGCUUGGGCUGCCCUGGUGAUGGCGUCAAGUGCAUAUUUGCUGGUCUCUUCUGCGGUGGAUGGAAGGGAUGCAUCCAGUGGCAAUGUGGGUUCUCGACCGAACAACAGAAAGAACGGGGAAUAAGCGGCAGUGUCGUGACGUGAAGAAUUGUAUGCAAAAGUGACAUAGGGUAGGGCAAGGUCCCAAUCAGUAUGGUCGGACGAGACAUGCUUGCAGGACAUACUUUGCAAGCGUGUCUGUUAGGCUGUGGUUCAGAUGCUCCGUGAGACCAUUAGUCUGUGGAUGGUAAGACGUAGUCGGCUUGUGCUUCGUUGGGCAGAGGAACACGCAAUAUGCAUGUAUCAAUAUGUUCUGAAAAAAAUCAUGUGAGAAAGAACAUAAUAUUCGGGUAAACAUAUGAUCCAAAGUCACUAAAAAAUUUGUCAGACUCGAUUGUAAGUGUCACAUAAUGUGAAGCGUUGCGCAAAUCAUUGUGCCACGAGGCACCGACGUGUGCUAAGCAGGUGGUGCCAGGGUGCCUCGAGAUGCGCAUUGCUGUUUUUGUGGCUUCGGCUAGCUUACGUUUACGCUUCUCGAUUUCGGCCUAGGUUAGCAGCUCCUUUGAACAGAGCAUUUUGGCAGGAAGUUCUGAUUAGCCCACUCAGCGCGAAUCGUUGUGGCAUGAGAUGUUGACUUGGCAUCAAGCAGGUGGGGCGUGUGUGGCCUGACGUAUUGUCGUUUUCUUAUUGGGUAGCAACCAGAAACCGAAAUGAAAUUAAGCCAAUGAGCGGCGUCAGAGUGUGAUGCUGCCAGAGCAAAACAUGAUGCUCACUUCGUCCAGCCUGCAGCAGAGAACAUGCGGCAUGUUUGGUUUAUAGCCUUCCAAAAGUGUGCAGUACGCUUCUAAUGGCGCUUUGCCAUGCAGGGUUGGCCGUGAUAGCUGUGGAUGUGGCGUGCAACCCACUAGGAGAUUUGUUGGUACCUAUAUAGGAAACUGAGUGGACACUGACGUUUUCGUAUGACACGUGCGGGCGACUACCAUGGGAAAGCUGCUGCGGCAGGCAGCUACUGUUCUCGAUGCCGCGCCUUUUCUUGUUUUUAUUGGAUAUAGCAGCCAGAAGCUGUAUCGUACGAUUGCAGUUUGGCGACAUACUGAGCAUUGGUGCCGAAAGGUAGUGUUUCUACUUUACCGGUAAAAUGAAAAUUCAUUGACGAUUACGAUACUCCCUAAUGUGAAAUUUGAAUGUAGCUCUAUACACAUUUUCGUUUCACAAUAUAUUGGCUGGUGUAGACAGUCUGUCUCAUGCGACAUGUUGCAAAUGAACCAUAGUGUGCCACAACUGCCUCGCUAAUCGGGAGAUCAAGAGAGGCAGUGCGUGGGUGACGCGUGGGCAUAAUUCGUAGCAGCUGCCAUGGACAGACCUCUGCUCAUGCAGUGCUUUGUUUUCAUACAGGCAACGCAUGCUACUCUGGUGCCAUCUUGUAGAGCCACCGUCGCCACAAAGUCCAUCUUGUGCGGCGCUACGCAUCUCGUGUCACGCUUUCACCAUACCCUCCUCCUCCGUUUUCCUCCUCAUGCUCUCUUCACUAUCGCCGUCUUUCUUUUCCCGCUGCACUCUGCAUUUUCUUUCAUCCUUCGUCGGGCUCGUUUGCUCGGUUACGAGGGACAACACUGACGCUCGCCGCAGGAAUGGGCGCCUAAGUGCUCCACUCUAAGAUAAGCGCGACUUUAUUGGAUCAUGUCUUGUGCCUUCAGUCGUGAACAUUAGCGUUGAAAAAUCACGCGAAACGGGAUCAUAUCAACGAUGUUCUACUGUACUUUCCACAUACAUUGCGAAUGAAACCUUAACAUUGUUAUAGUAAAUUGUUAUAUCUUUGUUUUUCUUGUCAAGCCCAUUUUUCAUGGGCCCAAUUGCAUAUUUAUUUAUAUUUCCGGUUUCUAGGCAUCCAUUUUUGUGACUUAUUUGGUAUGGCAAGUGCAUUUCCAUGACUUUAUGACACUGCUCAGUUGUUCGGGGGGUCUUUUGUGUUUGAGAAGAGGCAAUGACAUUCCUAUUACAUACUGCCAUUAUUGGUUUGCGUAGUAUGUUAGUAGAUGAGGGGAGUUGCAUGUUAUAUGAACUCUCUAAAGCUGUCACACUUGUUUUACUAAGCUUUUGUUGUCAUUUUCUCUUUACUAAAGUUAACAAAACCACAGAAACGUAAUUGUCGAUUAAUCAUAGCCUAUUGCUCAAAUGGACAGAAAGCCAUGCUUCAGAUAACGGGAAACAUUGCAUGAAACUGUGCUAAAACUUUGAAAGGAUGUAAACGAAGCCAUUUCAAGCUUCAAACUGGCCUGUGCUUUUCAUGGGCCAUAGUUGUGUGAGAAUAGACUUAUCACUGCACUGUAUGAGCAUGUGAACAGAGUAAUGGGUUGCCUCGUGAGGUGCAUUCAGCAACACCUGCCUUCACUCCUAUAAAUUCACAUAUGCACCUUGACCAGCUUCAUGCUAACUAUAAAUGUUGGGAGUGUGGGGUCAGCUCUCAAGUGAAGGAGUCAUUAUACUUGAAUAACACUCUUAGGAGAUUAUUAUGAUGAGGAGUAGCUUGAGGGACAUCCUUUGAUACCAGUGACUUUUCACGGAAGCACUCAGUGCCUAAACAUGAAAUAGAAGUUCAGAGAUUGAUUAGUGUUUUGAUGUGCACCAAUUGCUUCAGUUGAUGCAUGGCACCACCCUCUUUUUGGAGGAGUAAAGGCGUCAAGUUGAUGUGCAUCUACGAAUACAGUAGUCACUGUGUGCCUUUUAAUACAAAAAUUUAGAGCCUUGCUGUUACAUUGAUUGUUCAGGAUUCGAAUGGUGGUUUAGUGAUUGCAUUUUAUUAUUUUUUACACUAUGUCAUUAGGCAAAGAAACUGAAUAUGUUGACUAGCGCUUAUGUACAGCCACAAAGGAGAUCAUUGGAAGUACCUUUUGUCAGCAGUGGCUAUAUUGUAACUUGCUGUUUGUCAUGCAAAACUGUCGCUGACAGCAAUUUGUGUGCAGCUACUGAAAAACUCUGGAUGUUUUCCAUAUGGUGUGUUGGGUGUUGUACCAUGUGGUAAGACACCUCCUAUUAUAGUAGCCAUUUUGUGAGGGGUGCAUGUAAUAUUUUUUUACAUGCAUGUAUAUGCAUGUAUUUUUUUUACAUGCAUGUAAUAUGCAUGUAAAAAAGUUGCAGUUGUUCCUAACAGAUUUUGUAAAAUGUCAAGUGAUUGAGGUUGGCUUCUCGGCCGUGGAGUGGUCGUGGUUACGUGUUUUGUUGCAGUGUUCAUUUUAAGGGGUGCCACUACAUCAUUGGAGUCCAAGCGUACAUUUGCUGUUCUCAUCGUUUUGUUGGCAGCUGAAUUCUUUUUUGGGAUUGAUUUAAUCUACGUUCCACGAACUUCAGUUUUUUAGUAAGGUGUGUCAGAAUGACGAUGUAUUGUUUAUCUUUAGAUGACGGGGAUAUGUCAUCAUGAGUUGUUGUGAAGUAGCUGGCGAUAAGAUUAGCUUAUCGUUGUGUAAAAUAAUCUCGCAUGGAAUUGCGGACAAUCCAGUUUGUCACUUUGCUUCAUGUUACACUUGUGGUUAAGCUUAUUUGUGCUGGAGCAUUAAGUGAUCUGUGAAAUUUUGCCUAUUGCCACAUAACAUGUUAUGCUCAGCGCCUUGCUUCAAAUUACUUUUGUUUCACAGGCAACAAGUGUUUUAUUUGAUUAAGUUUUUUGGGUCAGCUUUUACUUUUACUUUGAUGGCCAUGGUAGAUGUGGCUUGCAUAACAUGGGCUGCUAUACUGGUAUAUGUUUUUCAUUAAUUCUUCCAGUACAGAAAAAUUUUGGCUGGCAUUUUUGCUCUUCGCAGUUUCAUAAAUGAGUUCUUGACGGAAACUGUUCGAUCCAUUUCCAUUCAGUGCAGUACUUAGUACCUGCCAUUACUUUCGCAUCUGUUCUUAUGUUUUUAGGGAUUCAUCAUGCAUUAAGGAUUGCUUUUUUGUUAGUUAGUGCAACAUUACUAUCAAAAGUGGCAUGUCUACCUUGUACAAGUGCAUUAUAUUAACUGCCUUUUGACAGAAGUCCCGCCGAGACAUUUUUGAUGGCCUCUAUUAUUUGUGCAACUGCAUUUCGCUAAUCAGCAAGUACUAUUUACCUUUUGUCUCUUCUUACUUUUGGAGCUUAAUCAAAAUGAGUGAAUGGGAUUGUUGUGCCUUAGAUAUAACUUUUGUAACAUCAUGUCAAAAAAACAGUGUAGUAUAGAUUUGUUAUUGUCCUUGACUAUUAAGGAAAUGAAACAUUGUGCACUGCAUUUAAUGUAGUUAAGCAAUGUUUGCUGUGGUAUGCAGCUAUGAAAUGGUGUAUUUUGCCUGUUGUGUACAGUAUAGUCCACUGUUAAAGGUAAUCCGUAGCUGGAAAUGAAGCCAGUGUAACUUGUGAACACCUCUUCUUUGUUACGGGAAAGAGAUAGCUCACAUGACACAUUAGUCCGACAUCUACACAUCAAAAAUAGUCUACAUGGCUUCAUGCCUUAUUCCAGCGGUAGUUGGCAGCCACAUACUAAGUGUUUCCUUUAAAAAGGUACCCUGCACUACGUGCUGCCUUCUUUAUUAUGUGGCAUACCCUUAGCUUUUGGAGGGGGGGUGGGAGGGAUUUGUCAAGCUAUGUCCAUUGAAAGCUUCCACAUGUCAUUUUUGUGAAAUAUUCAGAGCCUUUGCUAUUAAGCAUUAUUUUUCGUCCAAUGUAUUUUGUAGUUGGUAAUUCUUUGAACUGUGACAAGCAUUUCUGUUUAGAAUGGACGUUAAUGAGAACGUCUGAAAAAGUUUUACACUGGUAGAUUACUCUUCUGAAUCUGUACUGGCACUUCUUUGGUGUAGAAAGAUCGAUUAUUGGCAGAGGAUAUGAAAGCUUAACAAAAAAAUGCUGUUAUUGCGCUCGAACUAUAGCACCUAUGACAACAACAUAUGGACACUAUUAAUUUCACCGCAUUUAUGCAUGCAAGAGUCUUUUCUUCUGCAGGGAAAGCUCACAGAAGUUCCUACUUCAAGGUUUAAGCUAAAUUGAGCAUACAACCAGCUUUAACCAGAUGCUGCCAAAGUCUGUGACAUCAUAAGGAACUUGGUGCUGGAAUUCUAAUGUGUCGUCGCCGCUCGUCUUUCAUAUCUGUUAUCUUUAUGGAACACCAAGCAUUUCCUUACGGUAAGAUUAACCCGUUUUGCAACUGGCAACCAGCUUGGAACGGUAGUCUACUAGCAUAGUUUAACGUUUUUCAUUAGUGUCUACUCCUGCAUGCUUGCACAUGUUUGGCUUUUGUUUCUCUCAAGUGAAGUGCCUGUGACAGAGUUGUGUAUAUUUUGCUAGCAAAUGAAGUGUUUACAUGUUUCCUACAACUUUUGCAACUAACAGGUUCGCGUCAGAUCGUUCACGUGCAAAUGUUGACUCUUCUCGGACCAUGUAAGAACGCACAUGUCUGGAAUUUGUAACAAAAGUUUUUAAAUGAGCCCACAUGGUUUUAGUACGUACUUCCUACACUCAUACUAGUGCCAAUCUCAAAUGAGUUUGACUUACGUCUAAGCCGAACCUUUAAUGAUCUAACUGAGGUCGACCUCUUAAAGGGACACUAAAGGCAAAAAUAUUAAGUGAUGCUAAAGUUUUAGAUUAGUGCUCGAGAAUCCCUAAGGCAUCAACAUUAUUGCGAACAGAACCUUAAUAAUCGAAAUGUUGAGGUAAAUGCAGGACAUGAUCAGAGACUCCCACGGGAGAUUCAAGUACUUGCCUGAUGACGAAAGCACUCCUCAGUUAAGAGGAAUCUCUAGCUCGGGUGCUCCUAUCUAAAUACAUGUAAAAGCAGAAUUCGUUUUUCUCGGCAACCACUGCACCAAAUUUGACGAGGUUUGUUGCAUUUAAAAGAAAAACUUAAAAUCUAGUGACUGUUGUAUCGAAUUUUUGAGUUAGGUCGUCAAUUUUUUAUAAAACAUUUGCAAAAAUCAAAAAUUUUCAAAAAUGAAACUAUCAAGUUUACAACUCUGUAACUCAACAACGAAAAAAGAUAAUACAAUUCUGUGAAUUGCACCUGAUAGUACAUCUGAAGUGGACAAAAUUGAUAUGUUACACGUGACUGUACAAAAAUUUAGUAAUAUGAAAAUACAGCUUUUGCAAGACCCUUGUAACCAACAUAACAAAUUCACGUAAGAUGUAAAAUGACACAUCGAAUGUGUCUGCUUUCAAUGAUCUAAUGGUUGCCAUUUACAUAACUGCGACAUCUGUUCUUGAUGCAGAGCUAUUAAUUUGUAAACUUGGUGAUUCUAUUUUUUUCAAACUUUCGGAUAUUUGAAAAUUCUUACAACAAAAUUCAGGCCCUAAAUCGAAAUUCCGCUUCCAACAGUCGCUAGAAUUUAACUUCCUCAAAUGCAACAAAUUUUAUCAAAAUCGGCCCAGGGGGUAUCUCAGAAAAACAUUCUUGCAUUUUACAUGUAUUUGAAUAGGCAGCAUCGGAGUUGGGGCCGAGCAUAAGCUUCCUCUUAAAUUGUCACUAGUACUCAACCACUUGUUGCAAAAAAGGUAAUUGUAUUGUAUUAUAAGAUGAAAUAAAAUAGUACUUGUCCAGUUCUAUUUUAUUUUUAGAAAAAGGAACACAUUUUAAUUACCCUCGACAACGACGCGGGACGGCGGAAGGCUUCGUCUUCGCUCGACUCUGAGCCGCCCACGCUUUCACGUUUCAGCAGUUUUGUUAUUGCGUAGCGCUGUGCUGGUUUUGCUGGCUCGCGAAACUCUCACAAACUGCCAGUAGCAGAGAAUUCAACUUCCAUGUUAUGUCGCGGGAUGCCCCAACGGUCUGUCACUUAAUCAAAAAGCAGCUGCAGUGGCGAAUCCACUGCUCUGUCUUGACUUGGUGCCACCGUCUCUCGGGCGCCAUUUUACUCACCGACGGCAGCAAAGGGUGGUGACGGCGUAUGCAACAUCGCCACACCCCCAGUUAGGUGGCGCGAGAUUUGAAUUUCGAAAAAGGUAUUUGGACCCUUCAGAUGCAAUUUUCUCAUAAACUAAGUCCUUUCUUGGCACUAAACAAGCAUUGCGAGGUUUCAGGAAUGGUAUUUAAACAGUUCGCAUCGACUUAUUAUUUGCCUUUAGUGUCCCUUUAAAGUUGUUCCGAGAAUACUUGUAAUGUUCCCACACCGUUCUGUAGACAAGUCAAUCCUGAUCUACGUUUAGCGAAAUGUUUAUUGCAAAGCCUUAUUAUGAGCGCAGAUUUUGCUGUUUUACGCAUUCACUUUGCAUUUAUAGUUUUCCUUUUGCCAUGGUGGCUACACUGUAUACCUUCUGAGCGUGCAUCGCAGUUCACUUCCAAGUUACAACAACUCCAUCAUGUUGGAGACAAUGCAAAAGUGCAGUUUGCACUUAGAUCUCACUGUUCAAUUAAGAACAUCAGGCGGUCUCAUUAAUUAUGGAGUCCUUUACUGCAGCUUGCCUCAGUCUGUUUCAGACAAAUAAAAAAUAAAAGUUAUGAAAUCCAUGUUGUAUAUCACAAAACCUCCAGAUUCCAGGUAAAGCCGGAAGUGCCUUUUUCAGCAGUGCUCAUAAACCAUGAGGUUUUCUAUUCGCAAGUUCACUGAGCAGUCGGUUUAUUGAGCAUUAGAUGUGGCCAUGUGAUCGAGAGGUUCCAGUAAGUUCCUUGAGCACUUUGAACAAAAGUUGUUAGUGUCCUACUACGGCAUGCUACUAGAAUGGUGAAUAAAGAAUAGUUUGUGCUGAUAAUCUGUUUAAGUACAAGCAGCAGGCUUCCCAAUGGUGUCAUGUACGCUUCACCAUGCAGCAUCUAAGCAUAUAGUGUUUGUGCCUUGUGCAGCUUGUGCAAAGAUAUUUAAUGCCCCGUAUAGCGUGCAGUGUAUUGAUGUUUUAUUACUGGUAGUAUUCACCCCUUGUACAUUUAUAGCUGCUUGAGCUGUUUACUGUCGAGCGAACCAAGCAGGGAAGGUGUUCAUUGUACAGCCCGUUAUAUUGUAGCCAGCUAGAGGCAUGUAUGCUACCAAAUAUGCCUAUUUCUUCUGGAAGUUCCCAUGUCCAAUUUUAUGGUAUAUUGCAUUGCCUGUUGUUUGUGCAAGCAAGUACAGUUGCCAGUAACCUUAACCCGCUUUAAAGGGCCUUUUUGCUUCUCCUACAGAGGGUACUAGAGAUUUCUUGUGGGGUGCAAUGAAUGUGCUAGUAUAUGCAUCUUCUUUCCAAAGCACUCAAUGUUUUCCUCUGACAGCUCGUGUUUGUAAAAGCUAAGCUGCUAUAGAUGUCUUCACUGUUUGGGUUAGGUCUGACGGCAGCAGUACAUGCUUUUAUAGUGUGAUUGUGUCGUGCACGUGUGUGUAAUACAUAAGGUAUGUAAACUGAAUAUGCCUUCUUGUGGCACCUUGUGCUGCCCUUAAAAGUGCCCAGUCUUUCUCAUGGCUUCAUUGUAAAUGUAGCUUGUUUUCACCAAGUCUCUUCAAUAUUGAGACUGCUGUUAUGUGCAUUUCAAUGCUAAGGCCUUUGCAGCCUUGCGCUGUUUCAUGAUGCAGUUUGGCAACGGACAUGAUUUGUUUUGACUAUCUUCGCACGUUGCGACUGUGUUUUGUCACAUCUUGUUGUUUCAUUACUUCUCCUGUUGUUACUGUUGAAUUUAUUCAUUCAUUCAUUACUCAUUCACCUACCACUGGUGUCGCGCAGGUGGCAUCAGUGGUCACUGGAAAGUAUUGCUGUCAAACUUACUGAGCUUAGUCUUGACAUUCAAAGCGCUCUUGCAAUCAGGAUUUCCUUUUGCUAUCAUUAAUUGGUUUCUCAAUGUGCGGCUUAGGCCCUGUAGCAGAUUUGCUUCUUUUUUUUUUCAGCAUUAGCCUACCUUCAUAAGUUAAGCACUAACGUUUGUUAAGAAUUAAGAAGUGUUAAUAUUAGACCUGUGCAGAUUGCAAUGACCUGUGGGUGAAGAAGUUUACCUAGGUAGUGCUGUAGAGGCUGCUAAGCUCAUUUAUGUCAAUCGUGAAGCAUUUUUAGGGUUGUGUGAUUACUUUCAUGUGCGCCACAUAGUGACUCCAGAAUCUUAUCCGCCCCCUGUUGAGGCAAAAAUUUCAAAUGGUACAGACCAGAAAUGCAAGUCUGCUAAUUUGGUUAGGUAAAGCUGUGCUAGUGUGCGAGCAUUUUAACAUUGCUCUUGCAACUUAAAAGCCCAUUGUAAAAGUUCUCAUUGAAGCUGCUGUCUCUUUCAUCUCUAUUCUAAGUACUGGAUCAAGCUUAACAUGGCAUGUGCACCAGCUGACUGAAAUACUUUUGCAGUCACUAGUGAGCAAGAUGAAUGUGAAAAACCAAGGAGCUUGAUUGCAGUCACAUGACAACUAUAUCGAAAUAACAAAGCUGAGGCAAAGGAAAAAAAAACUUUUUUUUUUUUUUUUUUUUACUCAUACGUGAAAUAUAGAGGGCAGUAAAGUAAGUUAACUUUGCCGGUAGUGGUGAAGGGAAAAGGAAUGGAAGAAAAAUCAAAAUUUCAACUCACCGGUGGGGGGUAGGGGCAAUGUUCCAACACAUUUUUUGGUUCUUUUUGUGGAUGUGCCUUGAACGCUCUGGGAAACAUUAAUGGGAGUUCAUGUCUAACUCCAACCAAAUUGAAGUCAGCACACUGCAGGGGCUUUCACCCUCUUGCGCUUGUCUACAGCCACCAUAGUGCGUUAACUUGAAUUUCGUUUAACUUAGAUAUGCCUCCCUCUUGUCCUUGUCUACUUGCGUUAAAAUGCUUUUCAAGUAAUAGUGGAAGUUUUUGUCGUUGGGGUAGAGGAAAAGUUCUAUGCCUUUUAGCAUGAGCGAAUCUACGAGAACUUGCGAAAGAAACAAGAAAGAGUUAAACAGGGGUGUUACACAUGGCCCUUGUGUUUGCAGUUUCUUCCAUAUCUUGAAUCAUCACAUGACGGGCUAGCAGCAGCAUUGGAGUUCAAAAUACGAGCCCGUUUUUCAGUUUUAGUGACCACAUGAUAUCAUCUGCUUCAGACAGCAUUGAAUGCUGACAUUUAUUUUGGUUGUUGUUUAGAUGAACUUGAGACAUUGUCAUCACAAAUGGUAUGCUAGACGCCACGUUCUUCCUGUUCAGUUACUGUCAUCUGCCACUUGUUAACAUGACUACGUACGUGCGUAUGCAUAUACACAUGCACACACACACAUUUUCGUGUAACUAAAUGCUUCUUUUUUAUAUUGAGACACCAUUUUCCUUGUUUAUAACUAGUAGCUUCUACUACACAUACAGAUGUCAUUUUUGUCAGUGUGUUAUGCAAAGGUAUAGUACGGUGUUUUCUUUCUUUUUUUUUUUUUUCCAAUGGUCUCGCAGCUAUGAUUUCAUGUUGUACAUUAUGUUAGGUAUAAGCUAUGUACUUCCAUUGCAUACUGACUCUUGUUUUUUUGUAUUCUUCGGUCAGUCUGGUUAUUUAAAGUGUGCCUUUGCUUUGGACCGAAUUAUCGCUUUCUUCUGUUCAUUGGGGUUAAUGGUGUACUUAACUAUGAGAGAUGGUUUGUUAGAAAUUAAGUGAUUACUUUCUUUUUUUCUUAUUCUUGAUAGAGCAUAUUUAAUGUACUAUUGGUCUCUUUUUAUACAUAAUAUAUUAUGUCAGUCAACGUAUACUGAGCAGUUUUGGCAGUUUAGACCUGUGCUGCUUUGUAUCUUGUGGUGAAAGGAUGCUGAUAAUGUGGGAUGAUAUUAUUUUCACCAGUGCGUUGUGCACACCCAUUCAAAAGAUUGUUUCAUCUUUUUUUUAAUAAAGUGAUGUGCACUGCA